CAGUUAUAAACGUUGAGCAAUGGCGUCACUAUGUAAAGACCGAGAGCUAUGAUAAUAUUUAAAAUCGACCUGAGAGGGGUUCUUUAUAUCGUACUCCCCGUGGCAAACGGUUAGAACGCGACUUUGCAGGAUCAAUGUCUAGGUUAACAAAUAAUAUUGUUGAGGUUAUGUCGUUAUUGAAAUGAUAAAUCGACCGUGCAGCAGACAGAAGCUAACUAUUAUUAGAUGUACUAUUAAAUGCGUCACGCUGAAAUGACUUCCAUGUAUACUACAGGUUUAUAUGAGUAAAUAUAGUGGAAGCAGUCUUUCAAAAUUAUUAGCGACAGCUGACAUGAUUGAGCUCUAGUAUGUUUAUUAUUAAAAUGCACUGUGAAUACUUUAUGGUAUUAAAAAAAGCAUUUGUAUGCAGAAAUAUGAAUAUAUAGGACUACGAGCAUAGGACUCUUUCUACCUUGGACCUCCACACUCUGGAGAUAAUAUCAUGAAAAUAAUUUCAGAUUUUAUGUUUAUUUUUUUUCUUUAAAGCAAAUUUUGCAACGUUAAUUCCUAUUCUUCAAAUAAUUGACUAUUUUUCAAAUUCAAAAUUUUCAUACCACUUACAAACAUUGCCACACUGUAUGGUGACGCGAUUCGUGCUAUUUUGUGGCCAAUGGCAUUUGUUAUAAAUUUCGUUUUAAUGCUGCAUAUUUGACAAAAAAAAUCGCUUUACAAAGCAUCUAAAUCCACUGUCAUUCGUUUUUCUCAGUUCUGUUGUUGAGACGCGAUAAGCUAGUUCAUCAAUAUGAGGCGAAAAUCAAUUUCAAUCUUCCGAUUGAUUGCAUCACGUAGAACUAACUCACUUAGGAUGAGUUCAGACAUUUCAAUACCCUGCAUUGUCAUAGGCGACCAAGCUUUUAAUACGCUACAACCGUGAAAAUGUCACCUUUACUGUACAAAACCAAACAAAAUUUCAAAAGGCUUCCGCAGUUAUCUGUAAAGUAGGUACAUUACUUAGUAAACGUAACAUGGAAACUUUACGAGCUAGUUUAAAUAUUCAGCCCGCGUUGAAUCUCCAACUUAAUGAACGGGUUAACGAAUUGAAGUCCGCAGGGAUGAAAAUACACCAUUUAGGAUUCGGCCAAUCACCAUUUCCAGUUCCCGAACAAGCGCAAAGAUCCCUACGAGAAAACGCUGACAAAGCUGAGUACGUUGCGGUCAAGGGUCUGCUUCAAACGCGAGAGUUGAUAUGCAAGUUGCACUCUCGUUUAGAUGGAUUGGAACGAUUUACUGCUGACGACGUCAUUAUAGGCCCUGGUUCGAAGGAUCUGCUCUUUUUGCUUAUGAACGUUUUGCGUGGAGACAUUUAUCUUUUGUCGCCAACAUGGACAACUUACAAACCGCAGGCACAAAUUGCGGGACGAAACACACAUAUCAUCAGGACAUCCCCCGAUAAUGGAUGGAAGGUCACGCCGUCUUUACUACAGUCGUCGUUAAACAACGCCAUUCCCGGCAGUUUGUUGGUAUUAUGCAACCCCGAUAAUCCUACUGGAGCUUGCUAUACAAAAAACGAGUUACAAGACAUAGCCAAGGUCAUUCAGAAAUGUGAUAUCAUUGUUUUGUGUGACGAGAUUUACGCAAGACUAACCUACGACGCAGACCACAACACUCUCGUCAAAUACCUACCUGAUCGAGCAAUAUUAAGCUCUGGUAUAUCAAAAUGGGCUAGCUGUGGUGGCUGGAGGUUCGGUUAUCAACUAUACCCAAAGAAAUUGAGGCCCGUUCUUGAUGCGGUCCAAGCGCUUGCAAGUAAUUCCUAUACCUGCUGCUCUAGUCCUAUUCAGUAUGCUGCUCAGACACUCCUAAGAUUUGACAACGAUGCAAGUGAAUAUGUCCAGCAUUGCUCUCGCAUUCUGCAAGCAGUAGGUAACUACUGCGCUAACACGUUAUUGGAUGCCGGCGUGAAAGUAUCUCAUCCGCAGGCUGGUUACUACAUAUUCCCUGAUUUUGAAAUUUAUCGUGAAAAAUUUGAAGCGCGAGGUAUAAGAACGGGAGAGCAAAUGUGCGAUGCUAUUCUCGAGGAAGCUGGGGUAGCCCUUCUUGCUGGAGGUCCAGCAUUUCUAGAUAAAGAAGACAGAUUUACCGUUCGUCUUUGCUUCAUUAAUUUUGAUGGGCGAAUAUCACUCAAAGCGAGCCGAGCUUUGGGUUUGUCAACUGCGUUGCCUCAAAGUUUUCCACAGGAGUACUGCAAAGGCACCACAGAAGCCGUUGACAACAUUGUGCGUUGGCUUCAAUCUCUACAAGUGUCAAAUGGUGUCUCAGAUUAUCAAGAGUAGUUGUUUAAAUGAUGGAUAUUUCUUUUUGACUGUUAUAUAGUCAUUACCUUUGUUAAUAAUAGUUAUCCAAAAAGUUUAUCAGGCAAUAAGAACGAUUUAUAGCAUUAGCUAAAUAUAGUUUUAUAUUACUUUUAUCUCCCCAAUUCUAUAUUAAUUUCUUCUUCGAUUUUCGCAUUGAUGGGAUUGAAUAAAAUUGGCCGUACGAUAUAAUGUAAUUUCAAAGUUUAGUUAAACAACUAAUUUAAUUUUAGAAAACGGUCCUUUCAUCCAGAAUUUUGUAUUGGUUACAACUGGCAAAAUAAGUAGCCAAAGUUAAAUUUCAGACUACAUCUGUCAUCUUUUGUCAGGAUUGACCUAUUAUGUCAUAUAUGUUUUCUGCAAAAAUCUCAUCAAAUUCGGAUAUCUGCAUAUUAUGUUAUAUAUUAUGAAUAUAUAUUUAUAUGCUAUAUUAUAAUUAUCAACUUAAUUAUUCAACGCAAUAAAUUGCUAAAACAAGUAUACU
This is a messenger RNA of Styela clava, 2814 nucleotides long. RefSeq names its product aspartate aminotransferase-like. The record is from RefSeq and is a predicted model, not a curated record. Gene Ontology annotation, biological process: biosynthetic process; amino acid metabolic process. Lineage: Eukaryota; Metazoa; Chordata; Ascidiacea; Stolidobranchia; Styelidae. Gene Ontology annotation, molecular function: transaminase activity; pyridoxal phosphate binding.